AUGGAAGUUAAUAAACAAGUCAAAUUACGAUCAACCAUUAAAUAUCCACUUGUAAUAAAUCCUGAAAAAGAUGCAGAAAGAAUCAAUAAAUCUAUCAAACUUAUGAAUCCUGAUGAAGAUGUUAUUAAUGAAAUACUUGGUCAUAGAAGUCUUCAACAACGUUUAGCUAUACAAGAAAUAUAUAAACGUUUAUAUGAUAAGGAAAUCACUGAACAUAUUGGUUCUGUAUUAAUUGGCAGUUAUGAUAGUUUAAUUAAAACUUUAUUUAGAAAUCCAAUGGAAAUAUUAGCUAAUGAUUUAUAUAAAGGAAUCAAAAAUCUUGGAUCAAAUUAUCAAAUUAUGACUGAUAUUAUUUGUUGUUGUAAUAAUACUGAAAUUUAUUUAUUAAAAAAAGCUUAUGAGAAAGUUUUAAUGAAGGAAGAUCCAAAAGGUUAUAGACAGAGAUCAUUACACAUUGAUAUUAUGAAAGAAUCUAAAGGCUCAUAUAAAUUACUUAUGGAACAAUUAUUAAAAGGUGAAAGAUGUGAAGAUAAUACAAAUAAAAUUGCUGAGUCGACAUCUACAGUUCAAGGAGGUGUUGAUCAAAAAUUAGUUGAUGAUGAUGUAACAGAAUUGUAUGAAGCGGGAGAAGGACAAAUUGGCAAAGGUGAUCCUUCUAUUUAUAUAUCGAUUCUAUCAAAACGUAGUAAAUAUCAUAUCAGAGAAAUAUGUAAAGCAUAUCAAAAAAAAUAUGGUUGUCUUCUAGUUGAAUCAAUAUCAAGAAAAUUCUCAAACCCUCUUCGUAAUGCAUUAAAUACUAUCAUAAUGGCACUAGUCGAUCUACGUCUAUUAUUGACCUGUCAACUUUACUGUAGUAUGGAAGGUUUAGGAUCAAAUGAUGAUACAAUUAUUAGAAUAAUUUGUCUUCGAUGUGAGAUUGAUUUACAAGAUAUUAAAAACAUAUAUGAGAAAUAUUUUUAUAAACCAUUAGCUAAAGCAUUACAAUCAGAAACACAUGGUGGUUUUAGAAAAUUAUUAUUAAUUCUAUUAGGUUGUGAAUCACCAUAGCAACUAAAAUGAAUAGUAACUAGUUUAUUAGUUGUUGUUUUUUUUUUCUAUUUUUUUUUAAAAAGUGAAUUGUACACAAUCAACUGAUUAGUUAAAUAUAAUGAUGUAAUAGUAUAA
Schistosoma bovis is the source of this 1164-nucleotide messenger RNA. The record is from the annotation of a GenBank genome assembly. NCBI's taxonomy places the organism in Eukaryota, Metazoa, Platyhelminthes, Trematoda, Strigeidida, Schistosomatidae.